This is a messenger RNA of Dichotomopilus funicola, 789 nucleotides long. RefSeq names its product Pyruvate/Phosphoenolpyruvate kinase-like domain-containing protein. Gene Ontology annotation, cellular component: cytoplasm. Gene Ontology annotation, molecular function: aldehyde-lyase activity. NCBI's taxonomy places the organism in Eukaryota, Fungi, Ascomycota, Sordariomycetes, Sordariales, Chaetomiaceae. The record is from RefSeq and is a predicted model, not a curated record. The transcript has 5 exons. Bases 1 to 789 code for a protein of 262 amino acids.
AUGGCUGCAACCACCAAGAUGGACCGGUCCAACCGCAUCAAACAGGUCUUUACAGAAGGACAGCGUCCUGCUUUUGGGUUCUGGCAAUUAUUUCCUGGGACAAACGUCUCUAGGGCACUUGCGGGGUCAGGCAUUGACUGGGUGAUGGUGGACUGCGAGCAUGGGAAUAUUGAUGAUGCUGCGAUGCAUGAAGCGGUCCCCGUCAUUGCUGCGUCCGGCGCCUCCCCGAUCGUCCGGUUGCCGGGUAUUGAGUCAUGGAUGGUCAAGCGUGCCUUAGAUACUGGAGCUCACGGGAUCUUAAUCCCCCUCAUCCGGACAGUAGACGAAGUCAAGAGCGUAGUAGCCGCGGCCAAGUUCCCCCCCGAAGGGCAGCGGGGUUUCGGUUCCCCCUUCGCCGCGCAGGGCUUCGAGGCCGGGGUCAGCUCGGUAGACUACCUGCAGCAGGCCAACGGCAACCUCCUGACGAUGGUGCAGAUCGAGACGCAGGAGGCACUGGACGCGGUGGAAGAGAUUGCGCCGCUGGUGGACGUCUUGUUUGUGGGGCCCUUUGAUCUAGGGAACAACAUUGGCCACCCGAUCCUGGGCAAGAUGGACCCGGAGCUGGAGGAGGCUAUCGCGAGGAUCUUGAAGGCGACUGUGGCUGCGGGUAAGAAGUGUGGGAUUUUUUGUGAUACCGGGGAGCAGGCGAAGCGGUAUGCGGAGAUGGGCUUUCAUAUGAUUAAUGUUGCGGUGGACUACACGGCUCUGCGUGCUACGCUGGCGAAGUCGCUUGCUGUCGCCCGUGGGUGA